GGCAGCACGCCGAGGGAUUACUGUUCACAGUGCUCUAAAUACGGGUAUGUGUUUUGUACAGUUUAAUGGUAAGCCAUGGGAUGGGGAGGAUGGAAUAUCCACUCUCAGUGAAAGUUGUUAGUAGAUGGACUGCAAGGACAGCAAUGCUGAGGGGAUUAGCGGAGGGCUGGAUGUACUACAACCUCUUCAAUCCAAUGGAUAAACACGUCCACCACUGCCAUGUUUUAUCAGCCACUUUUCCUACUCAACAAGAAGAAGCCUUACAUUGUUCAACAUGUGUGAAAUGUAACAGUGGAGUGGUAAUACACAACAAGGUGACGGUCGCUCUCCAUGCAUCUUUGUCCAGAGACAUACAGCAACAGAUGUGUUGUCAGCAUUCUAAUAUCAGGAGGAGGGGAGGGGAGGGGGGAUUAAAUCACAACGCUGCUCUAGUGAUUUGACAGCUCUAUGGCUUUGAUAGAAAGGGUUGCAGGGAGCCUGCCAGUCAGAGUCAGCAGCCUACAGAAGAAACGAUGGCUGUGUGAGGGCCAAAGGGGAAGCAGCGAGAAAUACACUUUGAACCAAAAGUUGCUCCAAAAGCUGUGUCGGCAUAGAGGGAAUUAAAGGGACAUCAACAGCUGCCAUGAGGUUGGCCAGCGCAGGGGUCCGGGCCCGGAGGGCUGCGGAGCCGUCUGAACCGGAGCAGGAGGAAGCAACCGAGCCAGUUCACCAUGAGCACUCCCAUACGGAACACCAUGAGCACUCCCAUACGGAGCAUCACCCCGGACACGACUACAAACACAUCAAGGAGAAGUUCAUGAAUGAACUUGGUCAUCUGCCAAUUCCGGUGUGGGCAGUAGCAGCCAUUGUCGUGGUGGUCCUGGUUUUGGUAGCAUGCUUCAUCUUCUGUCUUUUCAAGAAAUGCUUCGGGAAAAAGAAAAAGCCAAAGAAAGUGAGGGAGCGGAAGACAGGUCGCCGCAAAAAGGAAAAGGAAGGUGAAGGAGAUGCUGGAGAGAAGGAGGGAGAGGUGAAGAAGGAAGGAGAGCAAGAAGAGAAAGAACAGGAAAAGUUGGGACGGCUGGAGUUCUCGUUGGACUACAACUUCACAGAUGCCCAGCUUAUAGUGGGUAUCCUUCAGGCUCAGGACCUUGCUGCUAUGGACAUGGGGGGAACCUCAGACCCCUACGUCAAAGUCUUUUUGCUGCCAGACAAAAAGAAGAAGUAUGAGACCAAAGUUCAACGCAAGAAUUUAUGUCCUGUUUUCAACGAGACUUUCAUCUUUAAGAUCCCAUAUGCAGAGUUGGGCGGAAAGACUUUAAUGCUGCAAGUUUUUGACUUUGACCGCUUCUCCAAGCAUGACAUAAUCGGCGAGAUAAAGAUUCCCAUGAACAGCGUUGAUUUGGGCCAGCCGAUGCAACAAUGGAGAGAUGUGGAGAGUGGUGAAAAGGAGGAGCAAGAAAAACUGGGCGAUGUCUGCAUUUCUUUACGAUAUGUACCCACUGCUGGAAAACUGACAGUGAACAUCAUGGAGGCAAAGAAUCUGAAGAAAAUGGAUGUUGGUGGACUAUCAGAUCCGUACGUGAAGAUUGUUCUGCAGCAAAAUGGGAAACGGAUUAAGAAGAAAAAGACGACCGUUAAGAAAAACACGCUCAAUCCUUACUUUAAUGAGAGCUUCAGUUUUGAAGUCCCUUUUGAGCAGAUACAGAAAGUGCAGGUCGUCAUCACAGUGUUUGACUAUGAUAAACUUGGCAGCAAUGACCCCAUUGGAAAGACCUUCAUGGGUUAUGGAGCUACAGGAGUUGGCCUGCGCCACUGGUCAGAAAUGUUAGCCAAUCCCAGACGUCCAGUAGCCCAGUGGCACACUCUGCUGCACGAAGAAGAAGUCGAUGCGGCACUCAAAGCAAAACCUCGUUAGAGUCGGACCUUGUUUGAAUACUGCCAAUAUCUUACUUAUUCUCAUAGUGCGGUGGUGUUCCCAAGUUGUAUGUCCUGUUCUCCAUCUUGUUUCUUUUAAGAUACUUUAAUGUGUGUGUAUGUGUGUGUGUGUGUGUGUCUACAGUCAACAUGUGGUUGUUAAUCAGCUCCCCCUGUUGACCUUAUACUGUAAACCAAUAUGACUUUGUAUUUGUAUACUGGU
Molecule: messenger RNA, 2116 nt
Organism: Cyclopterus lumpus (lumpfish)
Lineage: Eukaryota; Metazoa; Chordata; Actinopteri; Perciformes; Cyclopteridae
Gene: syt5b
Product: synaptotagmin Vb
Exons: 9
Coding region: 623-1894 (423 amino acids)
Biological process (GO): regulation of calcium ion-dependent exocytosis; calcium ion-regulated exocytosis of neurotransmitter; cellular response to calcium ion
Cellular component (GO): axon; synaptic vesicle membrane; dense core granule
Molecular function (GO): phosphatidylserine binding; calcium ion binding; calcium-dependent phospholipid binding
Source: RefSeq, a predicted model, not a curated record